Panicum virgatum (switchgrass) is the source of this 1387-nucleotide messenger RNA. RefSeq names its product serine/threonine-protein kinase STY8-like. The record is from RefSeq and is a predicted model, not a curated record. The transcript has 6 exons. Lineage: Eukaryota; Viridiplantae; Streptophyta; Magnoliopsida; Poales; Poaceae. Bases 159 to 983 code for a protein of 274 amino acids. Gene Ontology annotation, molecular function: [protein-PII] uridylyltransferase activity.
AAUCCCCUCGGAAUCCCCCCCGCCCGCCCAUUUCGCCGUCGCCAUCGCCAUCGGACUCUGUCUCUCCGCCGGCCGCCGCCACCGCAUUCUUCGCCCCUAAAUCCUAGCCUUGAUGCCGGACGUCUCUACGAGUAUGACCAAUCGAGCCGCGGGACACGAUGGGGUACCAUGACAUCGCGGAGAGCUCCUGGACUUCCGCCGCCGCUGCAAACCGAGGAGGCUCGUCGGGCGGCGGCUACACUGACAUCCUGAAGGAGAUCUUCGACCGUCUCAUGGCCAAGGGAAUCGAGGAGGUCGUCUCAGACCCGUCGGCCUUCCGCGAACAGCUCCACCGGCACUUUGAGCGGCUGCCGGCGAGGUCAGCGUCAUGCCAUCUCUAUCUCUUAUGCUCCCUCUCUUCUCACCUGCAUGCUUCCCUGCUUGGUACGGUUGACUUCCAUUUCUCGGCAAUUAGCAGCUACUCCAUCGACUUGGACGUCGAGAAGCCGGAGGACGUGUUGCUGCACCGCAGGAUUCUCGACGAGUGCGCCAACAACCCUGACAAACGCCCCGUCUUCCAUGUCCGCUUCUUGAGGUGCAUUCGUGCCCCAUUGGAUUCAGAAGAUAGUGGAGGCUCUCUCACUUCCACUUUGAGGAGGGACAUAGAGAUUCGCCCUAUUCAUGAAAUUAUUUUUUCUACCAUUGACAAGACAAAGCUCCUACGUGAGUUAUCUGAUUUGAUGUCUGAAGUUGGACUGAACAUUCAUGAAGCUCAUGUUUUCUCAACAACCGAUGGCUUUUGUCUUGAUGUAUUUGUUGUUGAUGGCUGGGAUACAAAGGAGACAGAUGGUUUGCUACAGGGACUCAAGGAGACAGCAGCACGCAGUCAUGUAUUCUGCUUUCUUUCUCCAUUAGUUUUGCAUGGAUAUUUAAAAUUUGCUGGUGCCUUCCUGGCCUCAUUAAUCGAACCCAACAAAUUCUGCAGCCACGGAAAAAAAUACUAGAGCUGCUAGAGAAGAUUGGUGAUUCCGGAUGUUGACAGAAGUUUACGGCAGCAGAUUAGGGAGAAGAUUGCAUCUGGAUCUUCUGGAGUCUUGUAAGAACAAAGUAACACUUUGCAACGAGUACUACGAUAUAUGAAGCCAAUUGUCUGGAGCAAUAUCAGCAACUGAACUUCCAGUGUCUAUUUCAUGCCCUUUGUAUGCAUUACAUAUUAAGGAAAUGGUUUGAUAUGGGGACAACCUGAGUCCCUGAAUAAACAUAAGCAGCUGCAUUUUAAAAAAAAAAUAUUUUGACUAUAUAUACAGGGUAAGACUUGAAGAUAGUUCAGCAAUCAAGAGGUUGUGUAUCUGUGUCUGCAGAUUCUGGGAAACUUAUCAUGGUAUGAAUGUCGCAAUAAAGUUCCUUA